AUGGUGUUCAUCGACCUUGAAAAGGCAUAUGACACUGUCCCACGGCAACUGAUUUGGGAUAGUUUGGAGGGUCGAGGGCUACCUGGGAAGUAUAUUGACAUAAUUAAGGAUACAUACGAUAGAACGGAAACUAGUGUCCGCACGCCUGUGGGGGAUACAAACUCCUUUCCUGUGGACGUAGGACUCCAUCAAGGAUCUGCGUUGAGCCCUUUUCUCUUUGCGGUGGUCUUAGAUGAGUUGUCCAACUUGAUCCAGGAGCCAGUCCCGUGGUGCAUGCUUUUUGCGGACGAUAUUGUGUUGAGUGCAGAAACUAAACAGUGCCUGAACGCGAGGGUAGAGGAGUGGCGAGUCGCUCUAGAGGGCAAGGGCCUAAGGAUUAGUCGAUCUAAGACUGAGUAUCUACACUGUGAUUUCAGUGGUGUAGCCGAUGACGAUGACACCCAAAUCACCAUUGAGGAUCAAUUGGUCCCACAGGCAACUAAAUUUAAGUAUUUAGGGUCGUUUGUACAAAGGGAUGGUGACAUAGAUAGUGAUGUAACCCAUCGCAUACAGGCUGGCUGGUGUAGAUGGAGGGCAGCAAGUGGAGUAUUGUGCGAUAGGAGAUUCCCAACUAAACUAAAGGGGAAGUUUUACAGGGUAGCAGUUAGACCAGCUAUGCUAUAUGGAACAGACUGUUGGGCUAUCAAGAAGACACAAGCGCGCAAGAUGGAGGUAGCAGAGAUGAGGAUGCUGAGCAAGGAACGGGGAAGAGCAAUCAUGGUAACGAGGAAGCACAGAUUGUUGCAGAUCGUUAAUGGUAGUCAGGAUUUGGAGAAAACGCCUAAAAAACCCGACAAAAACCCAUUCUUUAAGCUAGUGAAAAUGUCAUUCGAACCUCAACCUGUAUCUGAAACACUCGAAGACUGGGACUUCGACGAACCUCAACCUGUAUCUAAAACACUCGAAGACUGGGACUUCUACGGAACACUCGCUUUGCCAAAAAACGAGGUUGGUGUUAAUAUAGUGUCUCGUCUAGAGUAUCAUUUGCAAAGUAAACUCCUUUGCAAAGAAGAAGUUUUGGAUGUUGUUUUGAUCCCCACAACAGAUGAAGCCUCUUCGUCUAAUCAUCACAAAGUAUCGUUAUAUAAAGGCAACUCAACCUUUAUGUUAACAAACUGUCAAGAUAUUUUAAAAGAUUAUCAUUUAAAGGCGAGUGAUAUAGUUAUGUUCCAACUUAAGGAAGUCAAAGGCGAAGAUUUGUAUGUUUAUUUCUCGUUUCUCAGGAACUCAAUAGGCGAUGAACAUAAGAACUCGCAGAGCGAUGAACAUAGUAAUAAUUCACAAGAACAUAAGAAUUCAUAG
Molecule: messenger RNA, 1341 nt
Organism: Helianthus annuus (common sunflower)
Lineage: Eukaryota; Viridiplantae; Streptophyta; Magnoliopsida; Asterales; Asteraceae
Exons: 3
Coding region: 1-1341 (446 amino acids)
Source: RefSeq, a predicted model, not a curated record